Molecule: messenger RNA, 5510 nt
Organism: Dendronephthya gigantea
Lineage: Eukaryota; Metazoa; Cnidaria; Anthozoa; Malacalcyonacea; Nephtheidae
Exons: 2
Coding region: 168-3323 (1051 amino acids)
Molecular function (GO): protein binding
Source: RefSeq, a predicted model, not a curated record
UAUAAAAUACUAAAAUUGUACAUGUAUCUUUCAACGAAACGUCGGAAACGAAACAAUUUUGAUUGUAAAACUGUAAAAGCCAAUCGCCUACGUGGAAUAACUAACCGGGAGAUGAAUAUCCCGUCAUUUGAAAUGACUACACAACUGCUGAUUCGCUAGGAGCGAAAAUGUCUGGUAUACCGUGGGAAGACGAGGAAAGUCAAAACUACAUUCGAGCGGAACAUAUCGUCACGGUUGCUGUAAAGAAUGAAUUAAGGAGUUUCUUUAUUCAGGAAUGGAACAAACGUUACCAGGCUUCUCCUGGAGAAUGGGAUGAUACUAACGUAAGUGGUUCUCAUUUGUGUAAUUUUGAGAAAUUGCGGGUAAGGCCAAAUAAGACUAUGCUCCAGACCAAAUUUAAACAUGGAGAUACAAAUGAGUGGGAUUGUACUGUACUUUUCGAUGCAAUUCUUUAUUCCCACUCUAUUGGUGCAAGUCUUAAUCCAACGCAAAAGACUGAAAUCGAUAAUCUCAGAAAACUACGUAAUGAAAUAACUCAUAAACCUGUAAAAACGCUCGAUGAAACAGACUUUCAAAUGAAGACAACAAUUGUUGAAAAUGCAUUGAAUGCACUGGGACUGUCAAUCAAUGAAGUCGUUCGAAUAAAAAACCUCUUUGCAUCGUUUAAAGUUCUUCCUCCCAAGCCAACUCAUGAAGUCGUUUCCCGUUCUGACGAAGUACGCGAGAUAAGAGAAAACCUUGAAAAGUUGCACAGUGAUAGCAGCAGAAAACUCACAUAUUUCUACAUCUCUGGGAAUCCAGGCAGUGGAAAAUCGCAACUCGCCAGACAAGUUUGUGAAGAUAUUUGCAAUGAUAUCGAUGCGAAGGACGAAGCGAUGUUUUUAAUGACAUUGAAUGGAAAAGACCUAGAUUCUCUAUUUUAUUCGUAUGAAGAUUUCUGUCGUCGGGUAAAUUGCAACGAAAGCGUAUUAAUUAAUGUUUCAAGCUCUUCAAAACCAACUGAUGAGAAGAUCAAGGAUUUGAGAUCACAGAUAUCCAGCAGAAUUAAGAAUUGGAAAAAGUGGUGGAUUAUUGUGGAUAAUGUGGAAAAUCUUGAGCUCAUUUCCCCAUUACUGCCUCUAAUAGGCGACGAAGUUUGGAAUAAUGGUCAAAUCAUAUUGACAACACAAAACACAAAUGCGAUUCCAUCAGACGGCGUAUCAACUAAGCAUAAUUCAAUUAGUGUUGGUAUGAGAGACCAAGACUGUCGCCAGCUUCUUAGUCUGUUAUCAAAAACAAACGACAAUAAUGCAUUACUAGAUGAGGUGGCAAAGAAAUUAGAUCGUCAACCACUGGCAUUGGCUGCGGCAGCCUUGUAUAUGAGACUAGUCAUCGAAAGUUGCCCUGAUUUUUCGUGGCGGGAAUAUUUAGAUAAAAUAGAAAAAGGUAAAAGAAAAUCUACGGAAGAACGUCUUCGGAAGACAAAUUCAGCAGCAUAUCCAUUAACCAUGACUACAGCCAUGCGUUUAGCUGUUGAAAAAUGCGCGGAAUAUGACACAAUUCUUGACUAUGCAUUCAAACUUUUCUCUUUGAUAUCUUUUGAACCACUACCACUUGAUCUCGUUGUUAAAUUCAUUCAACAACAAGACGAAGACAUAGAUACCGUGGAUAUAAUUCUUGCAAUACGUCAAUGCUCGCUGUUUAUUUAUGUUGGAAAAAGCCAGAAGGAUAUUCGCCUUCAUCGUGUUGUCCACGAAACAGUCAAAACAUUUUGUCUUUUAACGGAAUCAGAAAUUGAAAAUUUAACCAAGACUGGAAUUUCAAAUAAAGCGCAAAAUAUAAGAAGAAUAUUUCAUGUUGUAAAAACAUUGUAUUCUUUCCAAAAUAGGGAAGAUAAAAUUAAAUUAAUCCCUCACUUAAAAACAUUUUACCCGGAAAUUAUCAAAUUGUUACCAAAGGAAACGUUAUAUGAAUUAUAUAUAAGCAUUGAUAACAAUGAAAUCUGUGCAAUGUAUCGAUUUUUCGCGGACACUCUACGUUACUAUUCCGAGUUUAAUCUCUCGAUAGAAUUUCUUCAAGUGGUACUGAGACUUUAUUCAGAAAAAUUAGGAUCAGACCAUGUUUACAUUGCUGAUUCUUAUUGUGACCUGGGUACUGUGUACAAUGAUAAAGGUGAUCAGGAACAAGCUAGUUAUUUUCUUCAUCAAGCACUGAAAAUUGGAUUAAAACAACCAGAAAGGGAUAAUGUUAACAUUGCUCGUUAUUACAACAACCUGGGUAGCUUUUACCGCAAGAAAGGUGAUUUUAACAAAGCUAGAGAAUGUUAUGGGAAAGCAUUGCAAAUUAAAUUGAAACAAUUAGGGCCAGAUAAUAUUGAAGUUGCGGAUUCAUACAACAAUAUAAGUACUGUGUGUUGUGAUCCGGAACGUGCUGGUAAUUAUUAUCAGCAGGCACUGGAUAUUUUUUUGAAACAAUUAGGUCCCAACCACAUAAAAGUUGCUGGCACCUACAACAACCUGGGUAUGUUGUGUAUUUAUAAAGACAAAUUAAGUGAUGCUCGUACCAAUUUUCUGCGAGCACUGACAAUUCAAGAGGAUCAAUUAGGGCCAGAUCAUAUUGAUGUCGCUAGUUCAUAUGAUAACCUGGGUGAAGUGUGUCUAAGAGAAAGUGAUCUGCACCACGCCAAGGAAUAUUUUCAGAGGGCACUUGACAUUCGAUCGCGACAGAUGGGGGCAAAUCAAAUUAGCGUUGCUACGUCUUACGACCACCUGGGUAGUUUGUGUCUCAAAAAAAGGGAUAUGGACUACGCCAGAUAUUUUCGUCAAUUGGCAUUUGGUAUUAUUUCGCAACAGACGAAACAAAAGAGCGUUGCCACUUCCAACAACCAACAGGGAAUAGUGAGCUUCAAAGGAAGGGAUCUAGACGACGCUAGAGAUUAUUUUCAACGGGCACUUGAUAUUCGAUUGGUUAAGUUUGACCAAAAUCAUAUUGAUGUUGCUCGCUCAUACGAAAACCUGGGAGAAGUUUGUCUUCGAGAAGGUGAUAUACCGCACGCCAGCAAGUAUUUUCGACGGGUAUAUGAUAUGCAAUUGGAAAAGUUUUGGGCAACUCAAAUUGGCCCUGAUGUUUUAUUCGACUACCUGGGUAAAAUAUGUCUCAAAGGAAAGGAUCUGGACCACGCUAGAGAUUACUUUCAACUGGCACUUGAUAUUCGAUUGAAAAAUUUUGGGCGAAAACAUUUUGACGUUGCUUCUUCCUACUACAACCUGGGUGCAGUGUGUUUUGAAAACGAUGAUAUUGAAGAUGCACACAAGCAUUUUAAACUAGCCAUGAAAUGCCGUUAGAAAUAUUACAGCACACUCAAAUGUGAUUAGUAUAGGUAUAUGUAUAAUGUAUAAUAGCAUGGUUUCGAGUGUAAUUUGCAAAAAACAUGCACUAGUGAGUUUAUCAAAAACUUCAAUUCAAUUUGAAGUCUUUGAAAAACUCACGAGUGCAUGUUUUUUCCAAAUUGCACGAGAAUCUCUGCUAUUAUACCUAUUAAUAAUAUGCAUUAAUGAUCACGGAGAAUGCUUUACAGAGCACUAAACCUACUAACUUAUGAUGCCCUCUGGCGAUCGGUAGGGAUGGAGACGGUAACCGGCGUUGCGAACCUGCUUGACGAUGCGAACGAGCUAGGCGCCGUUGAUGUGAACAGUCUACGUGCUUGUCCUCGGUCUUGAAUAACACAUCGCAUCUUGGACGUAAACGGAACCCUCUCCAUCCCGUGAUCACACAGUCACACGCGAGUCACAUGAUGUGAGGACACGUGGAAAGAAAGAACGAACAGUCAAGGACAAAGAAGAAAACUUACCUCGACAGAAGGAACCCGUACCUGAUACGCUCAAUAGAACGCCAAAAACCAAUGACAACAAUACACUGCUGAUCUAGAAAAGGAACGAAAAAACGACUGACCCGAAAAAGUGCCAUCCCCUGGUUGGAAAAAUGUGGUGAUCGGCGGUGAACAUGGGGGACGGAAGGUGUGGCAAACGAACAGUUAACAACCGGCUAACUAGACGGCAAACUUUAUAUAUACAUACCAAGGGGUAGAUACCUGCUGUAUACAAACACCGAUCAUGCUAUGCUGCGAGCAUUUUCACUCCAUUAAAUUUCCUUUAUUAUGAGUAAUAAAACAUUAAAAAAUUUAGAGGCACGUGCUACAUAAUUAUGUGAUAAAUAAUUUAUUCAAUUAACAUAAUUCAUGCGCAGUCGUAUGUUGUUUUCAAAUCAUGUCAAAAUAGAACUGUUUCAUGAUUAGAUUAUUAUUAUUUAUUAUUAUGUUUCAUGAUUAGAUUAUUAUUAUUGUAUAUUAGAUUAGAGAUUUCCUUUUUUCGGCACUGGGAUUUCCUAGAAUUUUUUUGUGUAUAUUAUUAUAUGCGUAAUUAACAUAUUAUUAUAUGCGACAUGCCUGAAAAAGAGGUUGGGGAUAAAGUAGAGACUGUUUAGCACAGGCUGUUGAUUUGUAUUAGCGCACAGUAGCGUAGCCAGCUACGCCACUGUUCGAGCAUGCACUUUUAUUAUUUCCUUAACUUUAACUACGGCCCUUUUUACCAACAUAAUUAUAAUCAGCGAUGUUUUGCAGGGGGAACGCGGGGGAACGGCGUUCCCCUUGUGAAAAUAGGUAGUUUACGAUAAACGACACGCUUAGCUCGACGUCGCUAGUCAAUUAUUUUGCUUGAAAUAAGCUACAGGAAAUUGAUUAUGCUGCUAGGACUCUGAAAUAAUCAUACAAACGUUUUAAUUGUGCAGAGAACCUCCGAUAUCUAGCUGAUAUUGCAGUUUCAUUUAAGCCAUCGCGUUGCCGCUGCUUUCAUGUCAUUGAGAGGCCAUGAAAAUGCUUCGUUUGAAGGCGUCGCACGAAUGACAACGCUGCCAUGGACCACAAAUUAUGCAUAGCUAUUGUCUCGCGUGUGGAGUUUCUUUGUUUUGCAAGCGUCGUCGAGCUGGCUGCGUCGUGAAUCGUAAACUCCCUAACCACUCGUGGUGGAACGGUGUUUCCCCAAACGAUCGAGAAUUAUGCUGAGUAUAAAACUCAGGAAACUUUUAUAGCACUUUUACAAGUGUCUGAAGGUGGCUCGAUACAGUAUAUUUAGUGCGCUCUUUCGCGUGGAAACAUUAAUAGCCUCGCGACAUUUGUCUAGUUUUAUUUUCGAACGCACUGCCAAAACCAGCGAGAAACACAAACAUAAAUGCUGCUAUCAGAAUCAGAACAGCAUACGCGACGCGUGUUUGUUUCACGUGAUGCGUGUUUUUGACCCCCCCGUGUUUUUGACACGUCAUUAAAAAAUACCAUUUAAAAUUUCUUCUAAGUAAAAUAAUGCACAAAAAAAUUGGGGGUCACCGUGCUUCUUUUCCAACUAUCCGAGGCAAUUGGUCAUUUAAUUUUGGGGUGAAUUUUGUACACGUAUGUUGCCAUACCAACGGACGAUCUGUAACUAAAACUAAUACGAUUCAAAAGUAGAGAUAUCAAAAUAUAUAAAAACCCGUUGUUUGAA